Fusarium subglutinans is the source of this 1128-nucleotide messenger RNA. Its product is annotated as n-glycosylase DNA lyase. NCBI's taxonomy places the organism in Eukaryota, Fungi, Ascomycota, Sordariomycetes, Hypocreales, Nectriaceae. The coding region runs from base 1 to 1128 and encodes 375 amino acids. Gene Ontology annotation, biological process: base-excision repair; nucleotide-excision repair; base-excision repair, AP site formation. The record is from RefSeq and is a predicted model, not a curated record. Gene Ontology annotation, molecular function: damaged DNA binding; 8-oxo-7,8-dihydroguanine DNA N-glycosylase activity. The transcript is spliced from 2 exons. Gene Ontology annotation, cellular component: nucleus.
AUGAAUGGUGAAUUACUAUCCAAACCGCAGCCUCUCGACUUUGCUAACACUUUCAGGACCUGCACUUUGCAUGGUCGACUUCUUCACUUGAAGCAGGACUCAACUCAUCUGCACUAUCGGGUCACCUUUCCAGCACCCAAACCUUUGACGCCAGCACCCAACAACACAGAGGCUCUCCUAAGGCACUAUUUCAACCUGGAUACUAGUCUCGAGCCGCUUUACAAACAAUGGUCCGAUGCUGAUGCCAACUUCAAAAAGAGGGCUCCCCAGUUUAAGGGGGUUCGAAUUCUCAGUCAAGAUGCCUGGGAGACAUUGAUAUGUUUUAUCUGUAGCAGCAACAAUAAUAUUACCCGGAUAUCACAAAUGGUGUACAAGCUAUGUCAGAAUUACGGUCCGCUCAUUGCAUAUAUGGGAGACGAGCCAUUCCAUGACUUCCCAUCGCCUCAAGACCUUACGGGAGAUGAUGUUGAAUCGCACCUUCGAGAAUUAGGCUUCGGAUAUCGGGCAAAGUACAUUGCUGAAACAGCACGGAUGGUUGCCAACGAGAAGCCUGAAACCUGGUUGGAAAGCCUUCGAAAUCCCGACCAACCGGGCUUCAACACAACGCCUGUACCGAAGGAGAACCAUGCGAGUUACAAGGAGGCACUUGCGCAACUACUCACUUUGAAAGGGGUUGGUCCCAAGGUUGCCGACUGCGUAUGCCUCAUGGGCCUCGGCUGGGGAGAGGCAGUUCCUGUUGACACCCACGUUUGGCAAAUCGCUCAGCGAGACUAUAAGUUUGGAAAAUCAAAGGCCAAGACACUGAACAAGGCCACUUACGAGGCUGUUGGGGACCACUUCCGAAGCCUCUGGGGGCCGUUUGCCGGCUGGGCUCACUCAGUUCUCUUUACCGCUGAUUUGAGAGAGUUUGCAGCUCAGGCAGCAAAAGAAGAGGACGAGCCUCUUGUAGUCAAACUGACGGCGCAUGGUUCCACAGGACAUACGACAUCAAAAAUGAAGAAGACUAUCACGAUCACCGACAGUGACACAUUGGUAAAGGAAGAAACACAUGUCGUUGAACCCAGAUAUGAGCAAGGGUUGGGGGAGGUCAAACAGAUGAGAAGGUCAAAACGAGUGCGCACUUCGUAA